AUGCUACAUGACGGGAGAUGUCCACGGUCAGGGUCAAGGGUCAUCAUGCUCCCGAACACUCGGUCAAUAAAACGACAACGAGCUCAGCCGCUCGGCGUAAACGACCGAUACUUGUACGGGCCCGUGCCGUGGCUACAUAUGAUCGGUAGUUUGCGCGCGGCCGUGCAUGUUCGCAGUACCUUUCCCCCGAGGAGCCGCCCGCGCGCCGUAGCCUCCCUCGUACCCUCCGUACCCGCCGUAGUCUGCCCGACACACACACAAAGCCAUUAG
Danaus chrysippus (African queen) is the source of this 270-nucleotide messenger RNA. Lineage: Eukaryota; Metazoa; Arthropoda; Insecta; Lepidoptera; Nymphalidae. The record is from the annotation of a GenBank genome assembly.